Lottia gigantea (owl limpet) is the source of this 564-nucleotide messenger RNA. RefSeq lists its product as hypothetical. Bases 1 to 564 code for a protein of 187 amino acids. Lineage: Eukaryota; Metazoa; Mollusca; Gastropoda; Lottiidae. The transcript is spliced from 3 exons. The record is from RefSeq and is a predicted model, not a curated record.
AUGUCUGGACCUGAUAGUUCCAGAUGUUAUGAACACACUGUCUCGUUUAGAUCACCAGUUUCCCAACGAUCCCAAUCUCCACAACCUUAUCCUAAUCAGUAUUUCAAUGACCAUGCACAAUACCACUAUUCGAAUCCCGGUAGAACUCUUACUCGUGUUGAAAACAAGCGUGCCAAGCUGAUGUUAAAUUUAGGAAAAUAUCGUGUAUGUCUAGAUAAAGGAGAUGCUAUAGCUUUGGCUUCACCAGUUACCAAUGUCUCUACAGUUUACAAUAAUACUGCUACAAAACCUAACCAUAAUUCACCAAAUACUAGCUAUAUAUCAAUGUCUACCCAAACAGCUCCUGUUUCCCAACUUAACAAAGUAGUAGAUCAAGUAUCAUGUGAUUUAGACCUCACAGCACAAUCUACAUUAAACGUCAAUCCCCAACUCGCACCAAGACCGCCACCGCCACCUCAACCUAAAUCUUCCACAUCAAAACCAAUCUCACCGCUCAAACCUAUAUUACGUCGUUCAAGUCGCAUUCCUAAGCCUGUUGUUCGCUUUGAUCCUUCAGCCUGCUAA